AAACUAAGCAACAAAAAAAACAAAAAGAAAAAAAAUUUGAUGAAUUAAAAUAAAAAUUUUUAAAAAAAUCAUGUUCAAUUCAAAAGGAUGUUUAAAUCAUCUUACAAAAGAAGAAAUUAUGGUAUAUACAUUUCGUGCUUAUGUAUCACCAAUAUUAGUUAUUAUUGGUAUUCCAUCAAAUCUUUUAGUGAUACUUGUAUUUAUUAUAAUUGAAUAUCAAAAAACUUGCCGUUUUAAUUUAUAUGCAAUAUGGAUGUCUAUUGCUCAUAAUAUACAAUUAAUUGUUAAUACAUUAAUUGAUGAUUUUUUAGGUCGUGGAUUAAAAUAUGCAACACAAUGUAAAUAUUCAAUACAAGUUGAUAUAGAAUCAUCAUUUCUAUGUAAAACAUUUACUUAUUUAACUGAUGCUUCAGCAUUAAUUGCUGCAUUUAUAUUAAUGUUAUUUAGUGUUGAUCGUGUUUGUUCAAUUUAUAAUCCAAAACAUUUUGAACAAAGUUCUCAUGUGAAAUUAGCGCAUAUUAUUAUUGGUUUUGUUAUAAUUAUUUGUUUAAUAUUAAAUAUACCACAUUUAAUAUUUGCUGAUUUAAAAAUUCAUCCAAUAAAUAAUUCACAUGAAUGUCAAUAUAUUAAUCCUGUUGCUGGUGGUGUAAAAUAUGUUCUUUAUUUAUAUAUUAUUGGUGUAGCUAUACUUCCAGCUAUAUUCAUUUUUAUUACAAAUAUUUUAAUAUUAUAUAAAUUGAGUACAACAGUUUAUCGAUCAAAAUUAAUUGGUACUAAAGAUGAUGAAUCAAAUAAUGAAAGGGGUAAAGUAAUAGCACAUUUAGCUAUUAGUAUUCUAUUCACAAGUUUAUCUAUACCAUUAGUGGUAAUGAUUAUUUUAAGACAACAAGUAUAUUUUUACAAAUAUGAUAUAUUAUAUCCAGAAUAUACUAAACAAAUUGUGCAAUAUUCAAAAUUAUUUAGUUCAGUUGAUUCAUUUAAUCAUGCUUUUGAUUUUUUCUUAUAUUUAGCAUUUAUGCCAACAUUUCGGCGUACAUUAAUGGAUAUAUUUAAAUGUAGAAUUUUUUUACGUAAUAAUCAUUCAAAUAAGAAACAUCAUCAUGAUAAUCAUAUUGAUGAUAAAUGUGAACAACAAUAUUUACAUCAUUCAGAACAAGAAAUCAAUAUUCCAUUUACUGAUCAAGAGACAAUGUCACUUUAUUCAAAUAAAUUAAUUUGUGUCGAAGAUUUUUAUUUAAAUUCGAACAGUUUAAAUUAUAGUACAGAUCCUAUACCGUUUAUUGAUCAAUAUGUGAAUUAUUCACCGGAACAUUAUACAAUUAAAACAUUAUGACAAAAUGUUAUUUUAGCAGGGGUUUUUUUGUGAUUAAAUGUUGAGCCAAUUUUUUUUUAAAAAAAAACUUUAUUAUAACAUUAUCAUUACAAUUUAACUGUCAAUCAUUCUCAUUGUAAAAAGUGGUUAUCUAUACAUAUAAACAUAUUUUGAAUUUAUUCAAAUUCAAUUAACAUUCCUUAUUUGUAUCUAGGAAAUGAAUUGAAUCAACUUUAUAGAAAUGUAUAUUGUAUCCAAAUGAGCAAUAUAAAUGUUUCUUGUCAAAAAAAAAGAAAAGAAGAAGAAAGAAAUGCGAUUUUGUUUCAUUUGUCUUAUGAAUUACAUUAUUCUAACGAUAAUAAUCAAACAAAC
Messenger RNA from Schistosoma intercalatum, 1684 nucleotides. NCBI's taxonomy places the organism in Eukaryota, Metazoa, Platyhelminthes, Trematoda, Strigeidida, Schistosomatidae. The record is from the annotation of a GenBank genome assembly.